AGUGCGGCUAGGGUUAGUACGUCCUCCCACUCUUAUUCGCCCAAUCGCCCCCCGCUUCGUCUCCACAUCCUAUCGCCGCCGCCGCCGAAACCGUAGCCCCCCCGCCCCUCAACCUCGGCAGAGCGAUGGCGAUGCGGUCCGUCUGGCGGAUGUUGUAGCCAGAAGGGUCAGUUCCCCAGUCCCCACAUACAAGAACGCGACUGUAGGGUCACCUUUCCCGCCGUCGUCUCCAUGGCGACCCUCAAUCCCUUUGAACUCCUGGGCGCCGACGACAACGACGAUCCCACGCAGCUGCUGGCCGCUGCUGCGGCAGCGAAGCAGAAGGCCGAGGCGAAGAAGCAGGCGGCGGCGGCGGCGGCCACAGGAAAGGGCGCGCAGCCAGCCCCCGCCAAGUUUGCAACCAAGCCUGCUCCCCCAGCCCAGGCCGUUAGGGAGUCUCGCACUGGUGGUGCUCCCUCUCGUGGAGGAUACGGGCGUGGCGAACGCGGCCGUGGCAGAGGUGGGCGAGGGUAUGGCCAGAACCGUGAGUAUGGCAGCGAAGAUGCUAAUGGGUUUCAGGGAGGAUAUGGUGCUGGAGGUGGUGCCAGAGCUGGAGGUGAAGAAGGUGCCCAAGACAGAGGUCCUCGGCCACCCUACCGUGGAGGCGGAGGAGGUCGGCGGGGUGGGUACCGUGAUGGUGAGUUUGGUGAUGACUCUGAGAGGCCAUUCCGGAGGACCUAUGAGCGCCAUAGCGGUACUGGCCGUGGGUUUGAAAUGAAGCGUGAGGGUGCAGGCCGUGGGAACUGGGGAACUACCACUGAUGAAAUUAUCGCCCAGGAAACUGAGGAAGGCCUGAAGCUGGAUGAGAAGGCCCCUGUUCCAGAGAAGCAGGGUGCUCAGGAGGAUGCUCCGCAGGCGGAGGAGAACAAGGAUAACAAGGACGGAAAUGAGGAAGAAGAGAAGGAAGAGGAUAAGGAGAUGACCCUGGAGGAGUUUGAGAAAAUAAGGGAGGAAAAGCGGAAGGCACUUCUUGCCCUAAAGACUGAAGAGAGGAAGGUUGAAGUUGAUAAGGACCUACAGUCUAUGCAGCCGCUUUCCACUAAGAAAGGAAAUGAUGAAAUUUUCGUAAAACUGGGUUCUGAUAAGGAUGCUCUGAAGAAGAAAGAAAAUGCUGAACGUGAUGAGCGUGCUAAGAAGUCCGUGAGCAUCAAUGAGUUCUUGAAACCUUCUGAUGGAGAAAGGUACUAUGGUGGCCGAGGUCGUGGCAGGGGCCGUGGUGACCGUGGCUUCAGAGGGGGAUAUGGUGGGGGUUAUCGUGCUCCACCAGCUGCUCCUGCGAUUCAAGACCAAUCCCAAUUCCCAUCGCUUGGUGGGAAGUGAAACACACCUACUGCCAGAAAGCACAUCUUUGUUAUCAACGUCAAGUCCUGUUUAUCUGCAGAUUACCGUGCCACUGCUAAUCAGACAUAAUGGUGUUGGAUGUUUAUUCCCAGCUGUGUCAGUCGACUUUGUAUAUCAGAGUUGCAUGUAAGAAUUUUGUCAGGCUAUUAUCAGUGCCCCCUCGACAGCAGUCAUUUCUCGUGGGUUAUCAGCUCUAUUUUCAGAUGUGGCUAUAUCUGAUAA
Messenger RNA from Panicum hallii, 1602 nucleotides. Its product is annotated as RGG repeats nuclear RNA binding protein A-like. The transcript has 6 exons. The record is from RefSeq and is a predicted model, not a curated record. Bases 232 to 1359 code for a protein of 375 amino acids. Gene Ontology annotation, molecular function: RNA binding. Gene Ontology annotation, cellular component: nucleus; cytoplasm. Lineage: Eukaryota; Viridiplantae; Streptophyta; Magnoliopsida; Poales; Poaceae.